GAUACAGUUCACUACUCAACAAUGUCAUUAGAUGUAAAUAUAAGUGAACCAGAUGAAUUUAAUUGUACAGAACUGCACAGUUGUAUAGAAAAUGUAGCUAAAAUAAACAACAUAAAAGAUUUCACAUAUCAUGUUGAAUUCGCGUGUGGUAAAGGUGAAAAUUUCGUUGCAAACGUAUUUAGAGUCGAAAUAACUGACACUGAAGAUUGUGGUAAAGUUAGUGUGAUUGUUAAAACAUUAGUGAAUACAACACGUCAGGAGUUAUUUAGAGAACUACAUAAAAGAGAAGUAAAAGCGUAUGAAGAAGUAUUAUCCAGAUAUCAAAUGAUACAAGAGAAAUUAGAUAUAUCUGACAGAAUCGUAAUACCUAAAUGCAUACUAUCUGAUAUGAAGAGAGGAAAUGAGGUACUAAUAUUAGAAGAUUUAGUUUCCAAAGGUUAUGAAUAUGAUACUAAAAUUAAUAAACUACAGAAUUUAGAAUACGAACAAGUAUGUUUAGUUUUGGAUAAUUUAGCGAAAUUUCACGCACUAUCAGUUGUAUUUGAAAUGAACAAUGUUGAUCAUUUCACGAAACUAAAAAACGAAUUUAAAGAUAUUCUUUUUCAAGAUACAUUUCUAGAUAAAAGUAAACUAAGAAAUUAUUAUACUAAUUGCUAUGAAGAUUCUGUUAAAUUGUUAGAUGAUUUGGACGCAAGAACGAAAUUACAAAAUGUAGAAACGAAAUUAAUGGAUCUAUUAAGAUAUUACACUUCUUCACGAACAUUUAACGUGCUCUGUCAUGGAGAUUGUUGGGUGAAUAAUUUCUUGUUCAAACAAAAGGAAAACAUCACAACGGAUCUAUGUUUUUUGGACUUCCAAGCGAUGCGAUAUUCAAACCCAGCAACAGAUAUUGUUUAUUUCCUUUAUUUGUCAACUGAUUCUACAUUCAGAGCCCAACAUAUGAAAGAUAUUUUAUCAGUUUAUUAUGAGAGUUUUACCUCAUUCUUGAAACUAUACGAUAUUGAUUCUAGUUUAAUUUAUACUAAGGAUUCAUUUGAAGAUGAUGUACAAGAAAUGUUACCUUUUGGAUUGCUCAUAACUCUAAUAGAGUUAAGAAUAGUAACAACGACGUUUGAAAGAGAAAUAAGCGAAUCCAAAUUAGACCUUUACCAAUGCACUUCUAAUGAAGGUAAGGAAGAAAUCUUGUUAAAAGUGAGAGUCGACGAUGUGGUUAAGGAGUCACUACAAAAUGGCAUUUUAGAUAAAUUGUGUGAAAUGAAAUUUCUCAAUUAAAGAUAUUGACCAGAGCGGUUUAACGUGAUGUAUAAAUAAUACUGUAAAUUA
This is a messenger RNA of Papilio polytes (common Mormon), 1323 nucleotides long. RefSeq lists its product as uncharacterized. The transcript is spliced from 2 exons. The record is from RefSeq and is a predicted model, not a curated record. Bases 22 to 1272 code for a protein of 416 amino acids. Lineage: Eukaryota; Metazoa; Arthropoda; Insecta; Lepidoptera; Papilionidae.